Pelobates cultripes (western spadefoot toad) is the source of this 14450-nucleotide messenger RNA. The record is from the annotation of a GenBank genome assembly. NCBI's taxonomy places the organism in Eukaryota, Metazoa, Chordata, Amphibia, Anura, Pelobatidae.
CUCAUUCAGGACACCAGGAAGUGCUUUGUGCAUGUUGAGUGCAGCAGCUGGGUGUGCUGUGUGCUUCCUGGUAGCAUUGCUGCCUCCAUGAGCCUGCAGGUAGGUUUCCUGCUGGGCAGUGCCUGGGAAGCCUGGAGGGUAUUGGGGUGGGGUGGGUUACUUUAUUUCUGAUAAGCAGCUGUUGGCAUGCCUUGGGAGUCUGACUGAGCCUAUUAUUAUUUAUUAUUGUUUAUUGUUAUUAUUAUUUAUUAUUAUUAUGGUUGCCACCUCAUCCAUGUCUAGUCCUACACACAAUAAAACAGGCAUGUCCCUUCUAAACGGGACUGGGUAAAGAGUUCAGUACUGUAAUAAUUAUCUCUUAUAAUGAUUUCGGUUUCAGACAGUAUUUUAUCAAAUUGGCGAGACUUUACUCACCUCAUACAGGAGGAGUAAGGCACUUAUUGUGACCCAUGGCUGCACUAAGUGAAGAUAAACUUCUGUUUUUUAAUCUGGGUUAAAUGUUUCUUGGAAUUCAGACAGAACAUAUCUGAUCAAUUAUAUUGUAAAGCGCUACGGAAUCUGUUGGCGCUAUAUAAAUGGCAAUAAUAAUAAUUAUAUUGCAGGUUGAGUUCUGAAAUUUUAUUCAGACUCCGUUAUUCUCUGAUUUUACUAAAUUUAAUUUGUGUGUGUUUUUUAAUUUAUUUAUUUUUAUUUCUAGAAUACAUACUAUAGGCAACAGAAUAAUCCAGUAUAAUCAUUCUCUCCCUUUAUGCAUCAAUCUCCAAAGUAUCAGAAAAGCCCAGAGAGAAAAGAUAUUGACAGCACAGUUUAGCUAAUGUAUCUUGCAUUUGUAGGAGAUAAGCUUGGUUUAGUUAUAAAAUAUCUAAAAUGAAGAUUAUACAUGCACUAAUCACGUAUUCGAUAACAAGGACUUUUCUUUUUUAUGCAAUAGUAAUUUACCUCUUAUUGAAAACAACCAGACUUGCAGGGUUAUAGACUAAAUGCAUGUAAUAUCCAAAUGUCUAAAUUUAGGAAAAGAUUGCCAAUGUGGAAAAAAACAGGUUUUAUUUAUUUAGUUAUUUUUCAUAUCAUGGAAGCGCCUUACACACUUUACUGUUUCUUAAAAUAUCCAUGCACUAACUGUAGCCAAGUUGGAGACUUUUUUGAAAUAUUUGUCUCUUUGGUUUUCAAUGUAUCACAACCCGGUGUGUAUUAAGCAUAAUAAUGCAUGUUCUUUUCCAACAUUGUGGGAAAGCUGUAAUAAAUAAUUAGACUAUCAUUGGUCCUGAACAUGUUAAAAUACAUACAGACCUUUUUUUUUUUUUUUUUUAAAUGCCAUUUAAUUUCAUUAUUUAUUUGAACACCAUAUUCACAAAUGUAAAAACAAAGUACAUAUUUGCACAAGACAUGCAGUCAUACCACAAAAUUCAUACUACAAAAUAGACUACUUUAUUUGUAAAACAUAAUACCCCAUGAUGCUUAAAGAUAAAUAAGUGACUGUUAUUCAGCCUGUAUCAACCUGUUCCUGUACUCCAGGGGUGAGGAAUCUUUGGCCCUCUAGAUGUUUUGGACUGCAUCUCCCUUAAUGCUUUUACAGCCAUAAUGCUAGCAAAGCAUCAAGGGAGAUAUAGUCCACAACAUCUGGAAGGCCGAAGGUUCCCCACCUCUGCUGUACUCUCUAGUCUACUCUGUGCUGGCAAGGAAUACCCAUAGCAUGUUUGAAGUGUGAAAUCUCCUGCUCUUCCUGUAAGUCAGUUAGUCUGGCGAAGAAUUGAUUGACAGGAUGGCGAAAGAUUAAAGGGACACUAUAGUCACCCAGACUACUUAAGCUCAAUGAAGUGGUCUGGGUGCCAGCCCUCUCAGGUUUUAACCAUUCAGAUGCAAACAUAGCAGUUUCAGAGAAACUGCUAUGUUUACAUUUGGGGUUAAGCCAGCCUCUAGUGGCUGUCUUCCGGACAGCCACAAGAGGCGCAUCUGCGACGCUGGAGGCACAUUAUGCCUCCAUCACGCAGAGCAUUGAUAGGAAAGCAUUGCCAAUUUGCACGUGCGGCACUGCCGCGCAUUCCACUCCGCAGUCUAUACAUUUGCUAGAACAAUGUAUAGAUUCAAUUUAAUUCUCUAUAAAUCAUAAUAAUUCAUGUGUACAAUGAUGGGAACAAUUUUAAGAACCACGGUUUAGCAUGCUGGAUAUGUAAAUAAGUUUGCAAACUGUCUUGAAGAUGUUUUGCUUUAUUUUGAUGUUUUUCAUGCAGACUCCUGUAAUUUCCAACUCAGUGUGUGAUAGUGUAACUACAUACAACCAUUUUAAACAAUUUCCCUUUUCCUUUUUGCAGUUAUAUUUGCCAGUUAUUGCUACAGAACAUACUUUGCAUGGUAGAGGAUCCAUAUACUCCUAAUCAAUCUGAAAUAAAGGUCUGCAUUAUUUAUUUAUAAAUCCGUUUGAUAGUUACAUUAUUAUAAUUCCUGGAGAUUUUUUUUAUUUUUAUUUUUUUUGUGCUUUUACACUGUAGAGUCAUGUGUGCUAGCUAUGAUUAUUUAUAUAUAUAAUUUUUUUAAUCUCCUUCCUUUCUCCCCCCUCCUUCCCCUGUACAUGCAAUAUCGAAUAGUGGUGUAACACUAAUUCUCAGUGUAUACAAUACACACAAACAAUCAGGGAUCGUAACACAAAAAUAUACUAUCACAAGUCCUUCACAACCACUUAAAAUGUCUUGUCUGAAAAUGUGCAAAUCAAUCACACAAUAUUGACAUGCUCUUUAAAUGAAUACUCCAAGCACCACAACCACUACAGUGUGCUGUAGUUGCUAUGGUGACAGGACAGUGUCACCCCAGAAUAAGAAGUAAAUCUGUUUUAGUAGCCUUUUAACUUCUUAGCUAAGAUCUACCAGGCGCUGCUCCACACCUAGGAACACCUCAGAUGGCUACUUGCGGUACUGCACAGUAUCUCCACUCUCUGCAUGGAGACGCUGAACUGUCCUCAUAGAGAUGCAUUGAUUCAAUGCAUCCCUCUGGGGAGAUGCUGACUGGCCAUGGCGUUGUUUGGCUUCCGUUCUUUACUCCGCCUCCUUUGCUGAGAUCAUCAGAAUUAAUGAUUGCAGCCAACCCAAUACUUUCUAUGGGGAAAUAUUGUGAUUGGCUGAGAUCAUAAAUUCUGAUGAUGUCAGCCUAGGAGGAGGAUUGGGGCGUGACAGUGGCAGCAGACCCGCGCAGCACUGUAGUAAGGUAAGUUGUUGUUUUUUUUUCUAGAUUUAAGGGAGGGUUAGGAUCUAAAACCAUUGUACAGCCAGAUAAAUUAGUGUGACACUUUGAGAAAUAUAUGAGGGGAAAGUAGUCCAGAGCAGAAUUCAUUGGAAAGGAUCUGAGGCUUCUGAUUUUGGAGCUUUCAUGCAAGUAUCAAACAGAUUUUUAUUUGUUUAUAGCUGUAAAUGAUUAAGGCUGCAAUUUUGCACAUUUGUAUUUUAUUAGGGAUCGACCGAUAUUGAUUUUUUUAGAGCCGAUACCAAUACCGAUAUUCUGUGAACUUUCAGGCCGAUAGCCGAUAUAAUUUGCCGAUAUUCUGUACAUUUACCAUUUUGGAAAAUAAAAACUAUUUCUAAAGGUAAAUGCACAAAAUAUACAUGCCACGUGUAGUGGAUGCAGUGUGACAGGGGAGCUGUGUGUGUGUGUAGUGGAUGCAGUGUGUGUCUUUGUGUAGUGUGUGUGUGUGUAGUGGAUGCAGUGUGUGUUUGUGUAGUGUGUGUGUGUAGUGGAUGCAGUGUGUGUUUGUGUAGUGUGUGUGUGUAGUGGAUGCAGUGUGUGUUUGUGUAGUGUGUGGGUUGUGGAUGCAGUGUGUGUUUGUGUAGUGUGUGUGUGGAGGAUGCAAUGUGUGUUUGUGUAGUGGAUGCAGUGUGUAUUAGUGUAGUGUGUAUAUAAUGAAAGCAGAGUGUUUGUGUAGUGUGUGGGUAGUGUGCGUAAAGUGAAUGCUGUAUAUACUAAAUGCAAAGUGUGUGUGCAUAUAAUGAAUGCAGAGUGUGUGUGUAUUUGUGUAGUGUGUGUAUAGUGAAUGUAGUGUGUGUUUGUAUAGUGUGUGUAUAUAAUGCAGUGUGUUUGUGUAGUGUGCAUUAUGUAAACACACUACGCAAAUACACUGCAUUAUAUACACACACUAUGCAAACACACUGCAUUAUAUACACACACUACACACACAAACACUGCAUUAUAUAAACACUACACAAACACACACACUGCAUUAUAUACACACUGCACAAUAUACACACUGCACAAACACACACUGCACAAACACACACUGCAUUAUAUAAACACACUACACAAAUACACUGCAUUAUACACACACUACACAAAUACACUGCAUUAUAUACACACACUACACAAACACACACUGCAUUAUAUACACAGUGUGUUUGUAUAGUGUGUGUAUAUAAUGCAGUUUGUGUGUGUGUAUAUAAUGCAGUUUGUGUGUGUUUGUAUAGUGUGUGUAUAUAAUGCAGUUUGUGUGUGUUUGUAUAGUGUGUGUAUAUAAUGCAGUUUGUGUGUGUUUGUAUAGUGUGUGUAUAUAAUGCAGUUUGUGUGUGUUUGUAUAGUGUGUGUAUAUAAUGCAGUGUAUUUGUGUGCAUUGUAUACAAACACACACUAUACAAACACACACUGCAUUAUAUACACAGUGUGUUUGUGUAGUGUCUGUGUAUAUAAUGGAGUGUGUGAGGGGGAAUUUUUUAUUAAAUUAUUUUUUUAUAUAUAUAUUUAAUUAUUAUUUUUUGUCCCCCCUCCCUGCUUGUUACCUGGCCAGGGAGGGGGGAUAUGACAGUCCCUGGUGGUCCAGUGGUAUUGGCUGAGCUGGGGGGGGCGGAGAGCAAGCGCUUACUCACCUCCCAGCAGCUCCUCCAGCUCCCCAGUGCAACUCUCGCGGCCAGCGUGUCGCGCGGAGCGUUGCCAUGGUGAUCCAUGGCAACGCUCUGACGGCCGCGGGUCUCGCGAGAGUUACAGCUGGAGGAGCUGCUGGGAGGUGAGUAAGCGCUUGCUCUCCGCCCCCCCAGGACCGCCGGGCUUGUAAUGAGCCUGGCGGUCCUAGGAGGUAUUAUCGGCAAUAUCGGUAUCUGAAUUGGCCGAUACCGAUAUUGCCGAAAAUACCGAAUAUCGGCCGAUUAUAUCGGUAAAACCGAUAAUCGGUCGAUCCCUAUAUUUUAUCAGUUGUUGCCUAAUAACCUACACUGAUCAUGCCCACUUCUGUGAUUUUCUCCUAAGGUAAUAGUACAGUGACCAAUCUAGAGAACAGUGGGUUACCAAACAAAGCAAACCCAGGUAAUAUUUAAUAUAUCAAAUUUAAGUUCUAAGAUUAGUUUUAGGAUAUUCCUUUGUUCCAUGUAAGUACUGGCAAAGUAAUGAAGCUAAUAAGCUGUUUUGGCAAACAAAUCCUUUUAAGAACAUACAUUUUACUGAUAAGUGAAAGACAACGUUUUAGACCAGGUUGUUAGAAUGCUUGAGGUGUGUGUGUACGUACGUACGUACGUACUGGUUGAAAUCAGAAAACUGGGAAAGAUAGAGAACACCUGUAAUGGACUUAUGAGAAAAAGAGAAUGCCAUUGCUCAUUUGAGACACUAAACGGGAGUAUAUUUAUUUUAAAAGCUUGUUUUCUUUUCUUCCAAAGUAAAAAUAUAUUUACCUGUAUUAAUUUUUCAUUUACUGUGGAUUUUAUAUAAACUAAUAUAAAUUAUCCUAGAUAAUGUCAAUGCAGAUAUAAAAUAUAGUUUUAUAUAUUGUUUAAGGAAUGUGAUAUUUAUCCACUGUACACAGAACUGAAGUGAAUUGAAAAUCAAAUUUAUAAAUUUAGGCCGAAAUAGCAAAGCUUUGACUAUAGCUAUCUUUUUAGAAUGUUUCCAAACCGCUGUUUUACAAUUCCGUUUUUACUUCACUAAAAUGUUAUGGUUUGUGAAUAAGCCCCAGUUGAAUUCUAUAGCAAUUUUUCAAAUGUAAUUUGGUUAGGGACUCAAACAGUAUUUAGGCUUUCUCACUAUGAAUUGUUGCAGACUGAAAUCUGGAAGGCAAAAUUCAGGCUAAAAGAGCCAAUCUGUGAUUAUGCAUAUGUUGGAAAAUUGAAAUCAGCAAAUUUUGAGACUUGAAUUUCAGUUCACUACAAAGAGAGAGAGAGUGAGUGUGUGACAUAUAUCUUUUACAUUAUCAGUUGCUGUGCAAAACAGGUAAAUUUCAUCUGCAAUCAUUAGGCCUACUACAAGUGGCCCGAGCACAUUUUGUAAAUUUUAAAUGUUUUCUCAGUUUCUUGAAAUGUUGUGACAUUGUAAAUUCCAAAAUUAUGCCUGUAUCUUUGUAUUUGAAAGCUAAAAUAUUAAUUAUUUAUUUUUGCCAAAGUGUAAAUGAUAAUUGUAAAUGUUUUGGCAAAUUUACUCAAACUUUGGACAUCUCUACUUUUAAGACUAUUAAAAUAAUUUUGAAAAUAAUUAUUUGUUUGAGAUAUAUAUAGUUUAGGAUAAUACAGGGCUUACACAUUUGCUUUGAAUCUAGGAGUCAGCUAAAAAAGUUAGGCACCAGUUUUUUUUUUUUUUUGUUUGUGUGUUUCUUUAUUUUUUAUUUUUUUAAAAUGACAAAUACAAUUCUUAUUGGGACACUACAACUUAACGCAGUUGUUCUGGUGUCUAUUGUCUGUCCCUGCAAGCUUUUCAACAUGAAUCACAGAUCUGUUAAAGUGCAUUUAACAUUCAAACUACACUGCAUCAUAACAUAACCCAAAAAAGGAAAAAAAGGCAGUGAUUACAUUGCUGCUUAGUAACACCCCUAGUGGCAGUCACUCAGGCGGCCACUAGAGGUGCUUCCUAGACCAGUGCUGCACAGUGUACAGCACCUACAUUCAGCAUCUCCAUGUUCUGCAUGGCGGCGCUGAAUGUUCCCCAUGGAGAUUCAUUGAUUCAAAGCUGAGAUCCUCAAGACUGAUUAUCCCAGCCAUGGCAAGACCAGUGACAGCAUGGGGAAAAAAUGUGAGUAAAAACACCUUUCCCAUGCGAUAUGAGGGGGGCCAGUCACCUAAACAGACGCACACGCUGACACACAUUCUCUCACAAUUUUAUGUUUUAAUUUAAGUUCACCUUACCUCCCUACCUUUUGGGAGAGUUGCAGUGGAUCAUUUCCUUUGGGUCCAGUGUGACUGCUGUGAUCCUGUAAUCUUAAUGCUUUGCUGCCUCGCAUUACCUUUAGUGAUGCUGUCGCCAGAGUGACCUCAUAUCCCGGCAUCGUAGCAGGGAGGACAAGGGAGCAGAGUAAGAAGAGCAGGUAGAUUACAGCUCCCUCACUGCCCCACCUUAUUGCUCAGUCUUCCGCCUCAGCUGAACAGGCUGACAAACACCCAGGUGCCAGAACAAGCCGGGCGCCUGGGAUUUGUCGAGCCCUGGGUUAAUAUAAUUUGACUGUGCUGAUCAGACCUGCUAACACAAAUCCAGCUAAUGUUGCUGAUUAAGGACAGCAGUAUUAGAAUGCAGACACAGGGUUGCCCGACUUUAGGUUCUAAAUUACAAAGGGCACUCAUAACCUUUUAUCUUAUCAAGUGUCUGUGAUACUUAAAGGAACCCAUAAUAAAUAGAGGCCAACCAAUCCAACUGGAAUUCACUAAGACACAAUUUACUAUUUCUGAGAAAUAAAAUAAAACAUUGCUCAUUUUAAAUAUAGCUGUUUGAUGAUUAUACUUAAAAUUGUAGGCUUUGGUCUAGGUUGGCCAAAAGCAACAUUAACUUCAAAGACUCUGAUAAAUUCUUUUCAUCCUGGUCUAUAGUCAUUAUAAAAAAUGUGUUAAUGGGGAUUCGUCUACUAUACUACAUAUGACAGGUGUGAAUUAGAAAUAAAAGUUUAAUUGAAAGGAAAUCUCUUUUGUGGAUUUAUAAAAGGAACGACAGGAUUAAGGAAAAACAAUUAAUUUUAAGAGUUUGUGAAUAAUUAAACAUUCCUUUCCAGCAUUUGUUUGUUUUUUUUGUUUUUUUUUAUCCAUCAACAAAACUAGCUGUUCCUUUUAAAGGGGAAAUGUUGAUUUUCUAACAAUUACACCAUUGAAUAAAACUUCAAAAAUCACCUAUAACGUUUUACCUUUUUUUUUUUUUUUUUCAUGUGAUUUCAAUUUUCUGUUAAAUGUAUGAAAAGAGCAGCAGGAAAUGCUAGCAGAAUGCUUGGUAGUAUAGGGAGAGGUAUUAGCAGUAGAAAGAGGGAAGUGCUCGUGCCAUUGUACAGAACACUGGUGAGCAUAGGCGUGCGCGCCGGGUGUGCCUGGGCACACCCUAAUCCCUGUGGCACGCCUAUGGUUUGAGUCCUGUUCCUGCACUUUUUUUUGAGCAGGAACGCUGUUCCUGCAGGCGCGCAGCGCCUCACUCACUUCUUGCCCCUGUCAUGGGGGGGCAAGAGGUGGAUUCCCCCCGCGCUCUCCAGCUCAGCCGCGGCGAGGGAGCUGUCUGCUCUCUGCUCCCUCUCGCCGCGCGCUGAUGCCGGGAGCCGGAAUAUGACGUCAUAUUCCGGCUCCCAGCUCCAGCAGACAGCCCGCGCGGCGAGAGGGAGCAGAGAGCAGACAGCACACAGCUCCCUCGCCACGGCUGAGCUGCAGAGAGGCGCCCGCCCCACUGGACCCCAGGGAAAAGUCCACGCCAGCACUCCAGGUAGGAGGCUGGGUGGACAUUGUUUUUUAUUAAAAUAUAAUAAUUUGUUCGUGUGUGUGUGUGUCUGUGAGAGUGUGUGUGUGUGUGUACGCAUAUAUAUAUAUAUAGAUAUAUACACACACACACACACACACCCGGCGCUAUCUGAGUGCCGGCUCUGCUCUAAGCCUCCAUGGGCCGGCGGGGUGACCAAAGAUCUACCUCACCGGCCCACAGCAGCAUGGAGGGAGGCAGGAGAGGACCCAGGGAGCUCUAGACAGAAGCUCCGCCAGGUUCCUCUCGCGAUAUCUGAGCGUUGCUGCGGCAAAGCUCAGAUCUCGCGAGAGUUAACUCUAGCCCCGCAGGCUAGAGUUCACUCUCCACUGGACCACCAGUGAUGGCACAUGGCAGCAAGGAUUUACUAAUCUGCCAAAUCCCUCCAAACAUACAGCACACACACAUACAGCACCUACACACAUACAGCUCACACACACACAGUACACUAACCGCACCCUCACAAACACACACAGCACCUUUUAAAAAAACACAACACCCUCACACACAACACACACACCCUCACAAACACACACACAAACAGCACCCUCACAAAUACACGACACUCACACAAACAGCACCCUCACAGGACAAACAUACACACACAAACACCCUCACACACAAAUAGCAAAGUCACAAACACACACACAAAUACCCUCACAUCACACUAACAGCACACACAGCAGUGUGUGUGUGUGUGUGUGUGUGUGUGUGUGUAUAUAUGUAUAUGUGUGUGUAUAUAUAUAUAUAUAUAUAUAUAUAUACACACACACAUACACACACACACACACACACACACACACACACAGCGGUGUUUGUGCUUUAGGGUGCAUGCCUAUGCUGGUGAGACCUCACUUGGAGUAUUGUACACAGUACUGAGACCGUAUUCCAGAAGGAUAUUGAUACUUUAGAGAGAGUUCAGAGAAGGGCUACUAAACUGGUUCAUGGAUAAAACUUACAAGGAAAGGUUAAAGGAUCUUUACAUGUAUAGCUUGGAGGAAAGACGAGACAGGGGGAUAUGAUAGAAACAUUUAAAUACAUAAAGGGAAUCAACACUGUAAAGAACGAGACUAUAUUUAAAAAAAAAAAAACAACAAAAAAACCUACCACAACAAGAGGACAUAGUCUUAAAUUAGAGGGGCAAAUAUUUAAAAUAUCAAGAAGUAUUAUUUUACAGAGAGGGUAGUGGAUGCAUGGGAUAGCCUUCCAGCUGAAGUGGUAGGGGGUAACAGUGAGGGAGUUUAAUCAUGCAUGGGAUAGGUAUAAGGAUGAGACUAAUGAAAGUAUUUAGAACAAUGUGCAAACAUUAACAUGUAUAGCUUGGAGGAAAGACAAGACAGGGGGGAUAUGAUAGAAACAUUUAAAUAUAUAAAGGGAAUCAACACAAUAAAGGAGGAGACUAUAUUUAAAAGAAGAAAAACUACCACAACAAGAGGACAUAGUCUUAAAUUAGAGGGACAAAGGUUUAAAAAUAAUAUCAGGAAGUAUUACUUUACUGAGAGGGUAGUGGAUGCAUGGAAUAGCCUUCCAGCUGAAGUGGUAGAGGUUAACACAGUAAAGGAGUUUAAGCAUGCGUGGGAUAGGCAUAAGGCUAUCCUAACUAUAAGAUAAGGCUAGGGACUAAUGAGAGUAUUUAGAAAAUUGGGCAGACUAGAUGGGCCGAAUGGUUCUUAUCUGCCGUCACAUUCUAUGUGCUGAAUGGUUCUUAUUUGUCAUCACAUUUUAUGUUUCUAUAAGACUUGGCAAUUGAUUUUAUAAGUCAAUUCAGUUCUGGCACACAUUGCAUUGGAGGAAGAAAAACAAAAAAAUAUAUAGCAAUUGAUAGGCACCAUGAAAGAGGUUAAUUCAGCAUUGUGGAUUUUUUAUUUUUAGACCUCAAGAGCAAACACGUAUGUUUACAUAUCCAGUAUAGUUAACAUAAGAUUAAAAAUCCUGGGGAGUGAAUGGACCCCUUUUAACUGAUAUUAUUGUGGUUAAUUAUGUUUCAAGCAAUAUGCCCUCUCUCCCACAAGUUCUAUCUGUGCUUAGAAUUUACAGUUCAUGUGUCAAAUACAUUUGACAAUUUUUUUCCAGUUUCAAAGGAUGUCUUAUCUUACUGUAUGUUUUUCAUGCCCUCAUAAGCAAAAGAGAUUUCAAGUUUUUCAUCAUACUUUUUUUUUUUUUUUCUCUUUGCAAACGACACUAUUCAAACUACAGUUUUUUUGUUAAAUGAUGAACGGCUGUUUUUAGAUAAGACAAAAUGUACACGUUUCUAAAACCUACCUUGCAAUGGGCAACCAGUCACAUGCACUCUCAGCUUAUCACUGGCGUCCAAGACAAACCUCUUCCUUACUAGUGCUGGGCCGGAGGUGGCAGCAAAUGGACAGAGCAAACAAGCACUGGGAGGACAACCUAGGUUAAGCUGUUCAAAAAAAUGAUUCACCCCCAUAGAGAGCUCACAGGACCUACAAACACCAUCAUGAUUUUAAUGGAGUUGGAGUGGUCCAGCUAGAUCCCACUUGCUCAUUUUUAUUUUUUUUAUUUUUUUUUUUCAUUGAAUGCCUAGCCGUCCUGGGUUAGCCAGAGCACACAGUGUAAAUAGUCUAAACAACAACACUAAAGAGAAUUGCGCACAUAAAGAAUUCUAGAGAAAAAUUAGGUCAUGAUGUUGCCUUUGCCACUGACAUGCUAUAGAGAGAUGUGCAUUUUAAUUCUUAGCACUCUUGCUUUAAGCAACUACAGCAGUGAGGAUUUGAAAAACUCAAUUUCAAUUUCAGAGGAGUGACUUCCAUUUUAAUUCCUGCAAUAUGACCCUCUUAGUGGAAUAUCCCUAUCUCUUACCCGUAUUGUGCUGUGAGUUAGGGGUUAAAAAAAAUACAACGCAUAAGCUAUUGGUUGUUGCCCAAGGCCCCCUAAGCCUUCCCUGUCAAAAGUGGACUUAUAAAAACUGCUCAUAUCUAAUAUGGGAAACAGCAGCAGAACAAUCUUGUUCAGUCUUGUUUACACAAUCACUGUAUUGUUACCACAAGAAAACCCAGCCUUUAGCAAUGGACAUAAGAUAUGGUCUGUGUAAAUUCCAAUGUUAAAAAAUUAGAAUCCGUGCAUACUAUCAGGAGGGUAAAUAUUGUCUGCUUAACUGCUGCUUAGAUACUUAUUCGAUACAGUCUGAGCAUAAAGAUUGCUUACCACUCCUAAGCAUUGCCUAGAUUCAUAAAUCCAUUUAAAUUUCCACGCAUCUCAAAAUAAAUUAGUAUUUCAAUUUUUACAGCAUGGAACAUAAUUAUUUAGAAUUAGAAAAAAAGGCAAUUAAAAUAUAUUAAUAUCAAGUGAAUUUUUUUUUUUUUUUGUGUGAAUAAUAUUACAUUUUUAUACAAAUAGACAAAAACACUUCUGCAAACCAGUUUCAGUCAUGUGGUUGUUCAUAGUAUGAGAAGUAUCUGUUGUGAAUUGCAAAGGAUUAAUUAUACAGAAGACCCUAUUAUUUUCUUGACAGGGCAAAAUUAGAUAGAUGUCGCUGUAAGGCUGAUGGAUCUGUCAUUUAAUUUGCUACAAGAGGCUGGCUGAAACAAUUAUACACUAAUACACCAACCAAGAAGUAAAAAUUCUGGUGGUAGAACAAUGCAGUCUGCAAACUUCAUUUGGAAUUGAGGUCUUGAAAGACUAAUCUAUUGGGGAAACUGUACAUUAGUUUUAGUACUAUUUCUGUGGCGUUUCUUGAUGUAAAGCAGUCCUAAUAAAAUCUGCUAUAUAGUGGUGCAUAAAGGAGCAGUUUUAUACAAUUUUAAACUCAGUUUAGCCAACGUAUAACAUCAAAGUUAUCAUUACAUUGUAUUUAUCAUUUAUUUAGAUUGUGAGCUCAAUUGGCUAGGACAGUCUUCAUAUGUCAUUCAUGUUUUGUUAGCAUUUAACGAUUGCCUUGUUUCUUAUUGUACAGAGUUGUGGAAUAUGUUGGCGCUAUAUAAAGAAUUCUAAUGUAUUAAUUAUAUACUAGUACCAACUUAUUCUGCGGUACUAGACAAGAUAAGUGUAUGUUAGACUUAGACAGAUGCAAGUCAAUAAAGUUUGUUCUGAAAGUCUGUUUUUAAAUUUAGAAUUGCAUCAUCAUCAUCCUCUGCUUGAAUAACCUGAAAAUAAUUAUGUUGUAUGUGUAUGUUUAUGUUGUGUUGACAUCCAUAUAUUAAUUCUUCUGAAAAAAAUUAUAAAACAGUUACAAUAAUUUGAGAUUCCCCUCCUCCCUUUCUCCCCCUCCCCCCUGUUUAGUGACGCAGAUCUGCAGACAUGAUUGAUAUAAGGGCCUGGGCUGAGUACGUGGUGGAAUGGGCUGCCAAAGACCCGUAUGGUUUUCUUACGACUGUAAUCUUGGCACUUACCCCGCUAUUCCUAGCAAGUGCAGUACUGUCAUGGAAAUUGGCAAAAAUGAUCGAGGUCAAAGAACGGGAGCAGAAAAAGAAACAGAAACGACAGGAAAACAUAGCAAAAGCCAAGAGAACAAAGAAGGACUAACAAAGAAAUAUAAUUUUAUAAUGUAAAUAAACAGGUCUUCAGCUAAACAUGUUUUUUUACAUUCAUAUGUUUCCCUCUUUACAUUUCUAAAGAUUCAAAAAUGCUUGACCAAUUUAAGUAUUAAGAGGUGCUUCUAACUGUCGUUCCAAUUGUGGAAACUAAAGGCUCUGCAUAGUAAAUUAAACAUUUCAACUUUUUGUUUUUUACACACAAUGUAUGUACUGAAAAUUGCAUUUCUUUUAUGGCCGUCUGCCAUAGACUAAUAGAUAAUUUUGGGGAUAAACUAUUUUGUAGUUUACUAUCAAUAUAUUUUUGAGCAAUUUUUACACUUCUUUUGGACGCAUACGGUUUUCCUUCCAAUUUACUUUAAUAUUUUCCAAAGCCCAGGAUAGUUAUAUGAAUGUUGUUCAUGAUGUGUGUCCAUAUAUUGACCAAAACUAUCCAACUCCUUACUGUCUCAUGCAGGAGAUGAUUACGUUAUUCUAAAAUGACUACAAGUUAUUCUUAAUUAAAUUAUCAUAUUUACUUAGGUUUUAAGGCGAUUAAAAAAUAAACAAAAGUAUAUUUCAUUUUGACAACAUCACCUUUAAUACCUGGUUGAGCAGAUUGAAGCUUUAAUUCCAGCAGCAAGUUAUAGGUUAUUUUAAUGAUUAUCUACCAAAAAUAAAUGUUUCAUCUGUUGUACUGUUACUUGUUAUUGAGAGAUUUUUCAGUUAUUUAACAAUUGACCAGAUGGUUAUUUUUUAAAUUGGAUGUAAUUCUUUUGGAAUUAAUAUAGUCUGUUUGAAUGUCUUUACUCUCGUAAUAAAAUGAUGGUCUUCAUAUCUGCAUAAUUAUUUAUAUUAGAGUGAGGAAAAAUGUUUUGUUAAUGAUCACUAACACUAUUUUUACUCUAAGGAUUCAUAUGUAUUAUGGGCAAGUUGCUAUGAAUUUUUUUUUUUUGUUUAAUACUUAAUGAUCAUGUAAAAACCUUCGUUAUUGAAGUCUCCUUCAUUCCCAAACUAAAAUAUAGUAAAUCCUUUGUGGAGUGUCCAUUUAAAGGGACACUGUAGGCACUUUAACAACUUUAAUCUAAUUGUUUCCUCCUCCUUUUACUUUUCAAAUCGUUUCCUGUAAUGAAGACUUUGAAGACUGGCUUUAAGCCACUCCCCCAAGCCGGCCGAUUCUGAGAGCCAGGAAUGUAACUUCCCUGCUCUCAUACACAACCAUACCCUGACAUCAGCACGCAUAACUGUCGUGAGGUAUCAUUUUGCCGCCUAAUGCGCGCUCCCGCGAUAUCAGAACGUCCUCCCGGUCUUUUAGAACUCAAGGAAAUC